AUGACGGACGAGCAAAAGAAAACAUCAGUGAAGCUGGAUGAAGAGACGACGCCGAAGCUUUGCAGCUUGCCAGGGAAGGGCGUUGAGUCUAGUAGACGCGCAGGCAAAAGCACCAGGCAGAAGGGCAAGGAUAUGGGAAAGGAACGCGUCGAGGGGGCCACGCAUGCCGGCGAACGCAUCCAAGUGGGCACGACGGUGUACACGCGGGUUGUGCGGCAGGAUGAGUUGGGGGCCUUCGGCGGCGGUCAGGUUGCGGUGUGGGUGCAAGAAGGGAGAGCAGUGGAGCAUGGAUGGGGGGAGGUGCCGCUGGAGAGCGGCGAGGUGGUGUACGCCAAAUGGGACAACCCAGCAGUUACAAGGUGGACGCUGCCAGACACCGCAUCGUUGCAGGGCGACGCAGCAGCGGUGAGGAAGACGCUUACUCCCAAGAAGGAAUGGCCAGAGGAAGAGCAGGCAGUUGUACGGGCGGCGGCAGCAAAGGCCUUGGAUAAGUGCUUCACUUUCUCCGUGGACGUGGACGGCGUCACGGGGGCGGAGCGGUCAAAUAUGGCGCACAACAUUGCCAAUGCGUACAUGGCAGCAUGCGGUGCAAAAAGACAUGAUGAAAACUCACAACAGUGGCUACGCCAUGCCGCUCUGGCGGAGUUCGAGUCCUUCUUGAGGAGAAGGCAUGUGUCAGCGGCUGCGAGCCAAACUCUGAGUCAGCGGGCGGCAACACUACUGCUGCAAGCGAAGCUUGACCCUGUGGAGAGCGUGCUGGGAGACGUGGGCGAGGAAGCCGCCACUUUUGCCACUGCCGCUGAGUCGACGCAGAACGGAAGGAGCGAUGAGGGAAAAACUGAGGCGUUGCUUCCGUCGCCGCCGUCACCUUUUCUCCCAAAGGCCAAAUUUCUGCUCAACCCAUACUAUUUCAAUCUCUUGCGUCGUCCAUCUGCACGCCGUAGUUGCAUCGAAGCUCAGCUUGAGGCGACAACUUUUGCAGCCCCUGGUUCAGGUGACGUCCGUGUCCUCUGCGCUGUUGCCGUUUACGAGGGGCGCGAGGGUCCCAAGAAGCGCAUGUUUGCGGUUGCGCGUGACUGGACGGGGGCAUUUGCCCUUUUCCUUUUGGAGCCUUUUAGUGGUGAAACAGAGGCCGUUGUUCUUGACGCCUACCCGCUCCUUGGCUCCGUAGACCUGAACCCAGACUCGCACCAGAGAGUUGCCUUCCACGUGGAUCAGGUGGAAUUUCUGGCCUCCUUCAAGGACAGGGAAGCAGCCAGGUGGCUCCACGACGCCUUAAAAGCGGCAAUGGCGUCCAUGUACGGUGAGGGAAGUGAUUGUGAGCGUAUUUUGAAGAUGCGAGCCUACAGCGUGGAGUUCGCCUCCGAGUACACCACUUGCGAGGGGGAUUCCACGACACUUGAGUUGGUGGCUGCCAUCCUCGCUGCAGGUAAUGAUGGCGGUGAAGCUGUGAUGGAGAAUAACUUUGCGCAGCUGCGUCGCCACCUGCGCACACCGGAGGGAAGAGACACGGUGGCGCGGCAGUGGCUCACGUCCGUGAAAAACUUGUCCAGCAAAAAUGAUGUUUGCAUUUCCACGGCGUCUACUGCAAGGCAUUUGCGUGUAGUGGAGGAGCUCAUUCAAUCUCCCACCGCCCACACUGACGCGACGCUUCCCCGACGAAUGUGUGAAGGUGUGGAGGAGAUGGGGAGGCGCAUUCCUGAGAUAAGGGCAACGUGCUCACGUCUUGCUGUUCUUCUCGGCUACACGGAUCGCGUCAUGCGGACAUGGAUCUCACGACAUGAGAUCCCGGACGUUCCGUUUGAGCCGUGUUUUCAGCCCGAGAGCCACUCGCAGGCUGCCUUGUACGAGGCCGCAAUGCUAGAGGAGAGGCGAACGCGGGGUGAAGCAUACCGCCUUUCACCGGGCAUAUAUUUGGUGGUGGUCUGCUGCUGUGGCGAGAAGGUUUUUACGGAUGCGUCUGGGAACUGGGUUGCGGAGGCCAUUCAACGUGAGCCCACGCGUGAGGAACUUCAGCAGGUUGCAGCCGAUUCUGAGAACUAUCGAUGGGUUCUUCGCCUCGGCGGUAUCGAUGCGAAUUGGGCCGAGAAGGCGAACCUGGAAGCAUGGGAAACCCUAUACAAGGAGCGCGGUGAGGAUUCAUUCAAGGCUCGCUUUCUACGCGCCGCUAGCCGCCUGCGCGAACGAGGCGUGUUUCCCAGACUGGGAUGCCUCUUUGAUACCCCAAUUUUCCAGGAGGAGGUGGGGACCGUCCUGAUUCUCACUCUCUGCGAGGUGGGUGCCGAGGCGGAGGUUCCACCCGCUGCGGGGGUGUGGCGCAGCCUCCCUGAGGUGGAGUCGCGCGCCUACACGCACGCCUUGAUGUGCUCCGAAAACGCCCGUGUGCGAUUCCUGCCUAGUGGCUAUCGCCGUUGUGUGCGCUACGUGAAUGCCGCGGCGGAGUAUCUGGCGAGUCUUGCGCAGCGCUUGUCACCAGGGUUCUACGUGGGGUUUUUUCUUGCCACUGUGAGCGCGGAGGGGAUGCUGAUGCUUGUCCCUGAGUGCAAUCGAAACCUGCCGCCGCUGGUGAAGGUGGGUGAGGAUCCGCCGUCACUGCCGCAGUGGCGGUGGCUGCAGAGUUUAAACUACCGACGACAAACAACACACACCUUUGGGCUACCCACACUGACGGAUUUUCCCGUCCCGUUGGAUGGUGAUGCACCGUUUGAAAGCAAAGUGGGGUACGCCAUAGCGGCCUUGGAGGCGGCUGUGGGACUCAAGAUAGAGCAGUUUUACGACUUGGAGCUCUUUGCGUUGGAUGAAGAACAAACUGUUUACACCUUCUUCGCUGUGGCGUACUAUCCACCACCACUGCACGCUGUCGAGGGGGUUCCUGCGGCACCUAAAGGUAUUGUGCCCAUGACGUUUAAACUUGUACGCUCGGUGGAUGACCAUCACCAACGGCGUUACUGGAGCGGAGUACACGGCACCCUUGCCGAUGAAGCAGAUUCUGUGUACAGGACCUUGUGCUCCACGACGCAGCCUUUUACCUCUGACGAGGCGAUUCGCCUGAAUACCGCAAAUGAAGCAAUGCUCUAUGCAAUGGAUUUAGACAGAUAUGCGCUUUUGUUCAGCUGGGCAAGGACUCUUGUCAUCUGGCUUGAGACAGACGGCCGGACGCUGGUGCAACGGCACGCAGGAUGGCUCCUGAAGACCUCUGCAACAGCUACAGUGAAUGAGGAAGAAGUGGGGGAGCCUGCAUCUUCUGUUGCCGCACUCUCGGUGGAGGAGGUGGUGGAUAUCGCCGUAUCCAAACAGACAGCUGCGACAGAUGCGAAGUUGGCCGCGAUGAAAUCCUUGUUGCUGCAGCUCCGAUCCAUCGGUAAAAAGGGCUGGGGGACCGUCCUGCAGCGUCUUCGUGAGGUGGACGCCACCAUGGCGGAAAGCUACGCGGGUGAGGAGGCCUUGCUAGCGGAGGCGAAUACAUUUUCUCUGACGUUACGCGGCUUUGAUGACGUACCGCUGGAUGAUGGGUUCUCUGCCGCGCGCCCUGCCACUGUGUAUGAGCUGCCCUGCACACUGAUGGAGUUUGUUUCGGGCGAGGGCAACGCUGCCGAAUCUUACCUUUUCGCCCGUGAGAUUGUUGACGAAGUGAUUGAGUUGGCAGCAGCAGGUGGGGCCGUUGCCGCACUCGGCCGCGUUGCAGAAACGAUGGUGUCAUGUGUUGAAGCCGCGGAGGACAUGGUGGAUGGGGCCGCCCUCGAGGCCUUACGGCUAGAGGCGGAGGAGAGGGCGUGGGCCGAGCGGCAGGCGUUUGUAAAGAAAUGGAGUGGGAUGUUUAAUGCAAGACUUGUUCCAUCCAUGUUCGAUGACGGAUUGGAGGCGGCGGGAGCGAAUCCAGUGCCAAUCUUCCACGCAGGCCAUUCACGGUACGUCCAAAGUGGCAACGACGGCCUUCGCGUGUGCCUCGCACGUGCUGCCGGUGACGCGAACCAGCUGCAGGAGCUUCUGCGUGUCGCGAAUUCUGCUUUGCAUGCCCUGGAUUUGACUCAGUGCGUCCAAGCGUACAAUAACGCUCUUCAAAAGAGUACACAGACUCUCUUCAAUGAAAGGAGUGACAAGGAGGAGCAGAAAGUGCGAAAAGAGGAAGUUGCCCCUGCCCCUGCCCCUGCCGCCGCACCGCGACUCGUGACGCUUGUUUCCAGCGAACAUCGUGAACUUUAUUUAUAUUCACUUGACCGCUUGCGGUGUUUCCUGUUGCAGGGUGACCAGCCGCGCGUGUCAUUUCCGGAUAUUGGCUAUGCGGAGUUGCGGGUGCUUGGGGAUCAUAUUAAUGCUCCGCCGCUGGAGGUGGCCUCCCAGCUCCGUGACCUGAGUUCCACAGACGCGCAAGAGAGACAGAAGUUGUUGAGCAUGUCACUUGAACUACAGGCACCACUUCUUGCCAUUCGGCUUCUGCCGUUGGUGUACUGCGCCGAAACGGGCCAGUUUGGUGAAGUGGAGGCGAAGGCGGCGCGGAAAGCGUUAAGGGGGAGACGUUUCUUCUUUUUAUACGGCGUACGAGAUUGGCUUCGGAUGGAGUUGCUUGGCGGAACUGCGAUUCUUAGCGGCUUCGAUCUUCUUUGGUGGUUGCGUUACCUGCAGGAGGCGGGGGAGGGGGAGGAGUCGUACAACAGCUACAGCGGCUCCUGGAAGCAGGUUUACGCCGAGGCGCGCGUCCGUGUGCUUCUUUCCCUCGGCGUGGACCGUGUCGCGGAGGAGGAGGUGCUGCUUUGGCUUGAGGAGCUUGGCCGCCUUGUGGCGUACAUGAGCUUCAGGGGAAAGACAAAUGUCACAGACGCGGAGGUGAAGGUUUUGGUAGAGACAUGCCCGCUGCUGCAGUCGCUGGACCUCUCCGGAACUGCCGUGACCGAUGAGUCGGUGCGCCUCCUGUGCACAGGAUGCAGGCGGUUGGUGGAAUGCAGCGUGACGGGGUGCCGGGUUUCACGCGAGGCGGCACUGUGGCUCACCGAUGUUUGCAUAAAAAAUGCACAGAGUUUGUAG
Messenger RNA from Trypanosoma conorhini, 5022 nucleotides. RefSeq names its product putative leucine-rich repeat protein. The record is from RefSeq and is a predicted model, not a curated record. The coding region runs from base 1 to 5022 and encodes 1673 amino acids. Lineage: Eukaryota; Euglenozoa; Kinetoplastea; Trypanosomatida; Trypanosomatidae. The transcript has a single exon.